Messenger RNA from Colletotrichum destructivum, 981 nucleotides. RefSeq lists its product as uncharacterized. The coding region runs from base 90 to 704 and encodes 204 amino acids. The record is from RefSeq and is a predicted model, not a curated record. The transcript has 2 exons. Lineage: Eukaryota; Fungi; Ascomycota; Sordariomycetes; Glomerellales; Glomerellaceae.
GCCAAACCAAAGGGACAAUCAUCCAGUUCUUGUGCCAUUGUUCCCUUCGUUGCACACCUUUUGCACCUUCCCAAUCCAUCCCCCAUCUCAUGAUGGAGCCUGUCCGCGCCCGCAAACGACCCACUCCGGGCCCGAUGACGGAGUCGCGGGUCCGGCCAGCCGAUAGCGAAGCCUCCGACGACAAUCGAAAACGCAUCGACUUCACGGACCUACCCGCAGAAAUCCAUCUCCUCAUCUCAAAGCAGCUCAUCUAUCCGGAUGCGCUUUCGUUGAAGCACACAAGCAGCUACUUCUACUACCUCGUCGAUACCGGCGUGCGACUCAAGGUCGAGUGGCUCAUGGAGCGGCGCAUGCUGCAUCUCGAGUGUCCCAACGACAAACGAUGUGACCUCGGCAGCGACCUUCGCUUCUGCAGGGGCAGCGUGCCGCUCCUGAUGCAGAGACGGCGAGAACACAUAGAGUGCGAGUCGAGGCCUGGCCUGGGAUGUUUGGUCUACGGCACUCCAGUGUGCUCUCAUCGCCGGAAGAUUAGUGCGAGAUGUCAGCGCUGGCUGAGGCGCAGGCUGACGGUCGAGUUGUGGUGGGUCUUGAUUGCCUUGAUCCCGGUUGCGCUGUGCUGGCUAUGGAUGGGCGAGGUCAUCAUGCUGGUAUCCAAGAGCGUAGGGGAGUCAACAAAAGCCAACACGAGAUGGUUGGUGCAGUGAGACCUCAAGCGGUCCUGUCUGAGAUUGUUUACGAAGCGUGUAUCUCUCACCUACUUUGACACAAGUUUAUCGAGGUAUCGCGGCAGGUGCGGAUGCAUUUCCGAAGGGAAAGUAUGUUUGCCUCAAUUUUCAACCCAUGUUUCUCAUCUUCAACCCAAGGAUAGUUUUGUAUUCGCGCUUGUGGCUCCCACUUUCCGCAUGGAAAGAUGCAGGCGACAGCAAGGAGAACAUGAUGAAGUUGCCAUUGAAAUGUUUCAGUAUCCAUAUAUUUGUAUCC